CCUGGGACCGCGCGUGCCACCCCUUUCACUCCAGUGUGGUGGUGUCCCAGCUCCUGGUACUUCCGCGUAGUGCUUGACGCCAUUGCAUUGCGCGUUUCCUAGCUCUCCAACUGCUCCUGCUGACGCACCUCCCACAUCCUCGGUUCCUAAAGCCACUGCCACAGCAACAUCAUCUCCCUCAAAAGAAGCCGGCAAUAACCAAACCAUCCGCGACUCGUACACGGUUUCCGGCCCUUCACGGUUCCGACAUUCGAUUCCCCUUCCUCCGACCCCCGGGCUCCCUAGCAACAGCGAGUGUCGAGCUCAGAACAGAACCAAACACUUCAGCGACGACCAUGGACUUCGCUCCCUACCAAUCCUCCCCCCCAGAACGCGAACGAGCUCUCUCCCCUCCCCUCGCAUCGCCGCGCGCCUCUGCCGACUUCCGAAGACCCUUCUCGCCGUACGGCCAGCCGUCACCGCCGCCGCUGCAGCAUCCCCAACCUCAGCGCGGAUGGCAGCCGAGCCUACCUGGGUCCUACCCCGCGGCGGACGCGCAUCGGGAGGGCGUGAGCGAAUUCGACACGAGCCUAGGCAUCAGGCUAGACUACGAGGCUGCGCUGGCGUACCUGGCCCUUCCGCCGCUGGGAGCGAUACUGUUGCUGAUUGGGGAGCGGAACAGUGAUUAUGUGAGGUUUCACGCAUGGCAAUCCGCACUGCUCUUUACGGCGGUCAUGAUAUUUCACCUGUUGUUCCUUUCAUGGUCCAAGUUCCUCAGCUGGCUCUUCUUCAUCGGCGACUUGCUCGCUAUGGUCUGGUUGGCGUUAAGGGGGUACCAGGACGCAGACACACUCGAUAGAUUCGAGGUUCCCAUCCUUGGCUCGGUAGCUAGCCGCAUCCUUGACGACGAAUGACACAAGGCAGGAAACUCAGAAGACAUGAUGUAAGAUGACGAAGGGUGCGGCUUAAUGACUGUUGUUGCGCAUAUCAUAUACCCUUUUAAUCGGUCAGAGAGGCGGGGCAGAGGCACCUCUUGCUGUCCUGGUUCUUGGCUUUGUGUCCUAAUAGAUUUGUCACUUGCCCCUUGGAAAUGAAGGAUUAAGAAUCAUGAAUCUCACGCGAACAAGUACUGUAAAGAUUACUGUCUGGGAAGCGCAGGGAACAUGCUCUCAAUGUCGUGU
Colletotrichum navitas is the source of this 1160-nucleotide messenger RNA. RefSeq lists its product as uncharacterized. The record is from RefSeq and is a predicted model, not a curated record. Lineage: Eukaryota; Fungi; Ascomycota; Sordariomycetes; Glomerellales; Glomerellaceae. Bases 336 to 893 code for a protein of 185 amino acids. The transcript has 3 exons.